AUGUUGAUUCAAUAUUGUUAUUUGGCAAUAUUUAUAUUGGGUACAAUUGGUUCUUUAAUGAAUAUUUUUCUCUUUUCACGACGUCGAUUACAAUCAAAUUCAUGUUGCACAUAUUUUUUCACAUCAUCAAUAUGUGCAUUAGUCUUACUUGCAAUAGGUAUUCUACCACAAAUUUAUACUCUUUAUAAUUCUUCAAAUCCAUUUAGUACAAUUUUAAGUUUUUGUAAAAUUCGAUCAUAUUUAAAUCAAGUAAGUGCUAUGUCAUGUCGUUGGUUAUUAGUUAUGGCUUGUAUUAAUCGAUGUAUAAUAUGUUCAAAUAAUCCUUAUAUUCAUCAUUUAUCUUCUAUAUUUAUAACACGAAGAAUAAUCAUUAUUAUAAUUAGUAUUUGGUUAAUAUUACCAAUUCAUAUGCUUAUUUAUAGUAAUAUUCAAUCAUUAGGAAAUAUUGAAUGUUCAAUAAAUAAUAAUAAUAUUGCUAUUUAUCAUCGAUUUUAUACAAUAAUAAUGGGUUGUAUAUUACCAUCUAUAAUUGCUUUUAUAUGUUGUUUAUUUAUAUGGAAAAAUCUUCAAGAAAGAAGACGACGUCGUCAAAUAAUUAUUUUUAAUAAUGAAAUAAAUCGACGAAAACAAAAACGAGAUCAACAAAUAUUAUUUAUGUUAUUAAUACAAGUAGGAAUAUUUUUGAUAUCUACAAUGCCAUUUAUGUCAUUCAAUAUUUAUAAUACAAUGACACAAUCUAUAAACAAUAAAUCAAUAGAUCGUAAAGCUCUUGAAGCUUUUUUGAAAACUUUAACUGAAUUUUUUAUUUAUUUAAUAACAAUGUCAUUUUAUUCGAAUACAUUAGUAUCAAGAACAUUUAGAAAAGAAUUACUUAAAUUAUUCAAAUGUAUUAUCAUUCGUAGUCGUUAA
This is a messenger RNA of Rotaria sp. Silwood1, 909 nucleotides long. The record is from the annotation of a GenBank genome assembly. Lineage: Eukaryota; Metazoa; Rotifera; Eurotatoria; Philodinida; Philodinidae.